AUGGAUAAGUACUGUAAACUGACACCAGAAGAGGUAGUGGCUGCAAGGAAGGGCAAAUCUGGUGUUGCUGAAAAGGUCCAAUCCAAGCUAUCAACUGAAAAAAGGGAAGAGAAAAGGGACAGAGCAUGUGAGUACAUAUGCCAAUUUUUUUAUGAAGCGGGUAUCCCACACAAUUCAGUGACACUGCCUAGCUUUGAUCUUAUGCUUGAGGCUAUUGGAGACUUUGGCAGGAACUUGACAGGUCCAACUCCAUAUGAGAUGAGUGGGAAGUUCUUACAGAAAAGGAAGAGGAAAGUGCAGGAGACAUUGAAGUCUCACAAAGAGUCUUGGGAGCUAAAUGGAUGCACAGUUAUGACAGAUGCUUGGACAGACAAGAGAGGUAGAGGUGUGAUGAAUUUGGUAGUUUAUAGUGCAUAUGGUGUUUGCUUUAUUGAUUCAGUGGAUUGUUCAGCUGUGAAGAAGGAUGGUAGGUAUAUUUUUGAACUAGUUGAUAGAUGUAUUGAGGAGAUAGGGGUGCAAAAUGUAGUUCAAGUUGUAACUGACAAUGCAAGACCUAAUGAGGCAUUAGCAAGUUUGUUGAAAGCAAAGCACCCCUCUAUCUUUUGGAAUGUCUGUGCUGCCCAUACCAUGGAUCUGAUGUUAGAAGAUAUAGGAAAAUUGCCAAGGGUUGCAGCAACAAUCACCAAAGCAAAGUGCGUGACUGUUUUUCUAUAUGCCCAUACUAGAGUUUUGAACUUGAUGAGGAAGUUUCUUUCCAGAGAUUUAGUAAGGUGUGUUGUUACAAGGUUUGCAACAUCUUAUCUCAACUUGAAGAGUUUGCUAGAAAACAAGAAAGAAUUGCAGAGACUUUUUAGAGAUGAUGAGCUCAAUGAACUUGGUUACCUAAAAAGUGUCAAAGGGAAGAAAGCAAACAUGAUUGUCAAAUCUGAAACUUUCUGGAAAGGAGUUGAAACUGCUGUGAAUUUCUUUGAGCCAUUAGCGGUUGUGUUGAGGAGAAUGGACAGUGAUGUUCCAGCCAUGGGUUUCUUGUAUGGUUAUCUUGUACAAGCUAAGAUUGAGAUAUCUAGGAGGUUCAACCAUGACAGUACCAAGUUUCAGGAAGUUUUUCACAUCAUUGACAAAAGGUGGGAGAGCAAGCUGAAGACACCUUUACAUAGGGCUGGUUACUACUUGAACUCUUUCUAUUACAAUCAAAACAAGUUGGCUAUGGAGGAGAAUGAAACUUUUAGAGAUGCUGUAGUCACUUGCAUUACCAAGCUUGUUCCAGAAGAAGAGACUUAA
Messenger RNA from Panicum virgatum (switchgrass), 1281 nucleotides. RefSeq lists its product as uncharacterized. The coding region runs from base 1 to 1281 and encodes 426 amino acids. The transcript has a single exon. The record is from RefSeq and is a predicted model, not a curated record. Lineage: Eukaryota; Viridiplantae; Streptophyta; Magnoliopsida; Poales; Poaceae.